Toxotes jaculatrix (banded archerfish) is the source of this 5920-nucleotide messenger RNA. RefSeq names its product solute carrier family 39 member 6 (gene slc39a6). Gene Ontology annotation, molecular function: zinc ion transmembrane transporter activity. Gene Ontology annotation, biological process: intracellular zinc ion homeostasis; zinc ion import across plasma membrane. Gene Ontology annotation, cellular component: membrane. The record is from RefSeq and is a predicted model, not a curated record. Lineage: Eukaryota; Metazoa; Chordata; Actinopteri; Toxotidae. The transcript is spliced from 12 exons. Bases 506 to 2872 code for a protein of 788 amino acids.
CGGCACCGUGAGGCGCUCACACAUUAACGGGAGGGAAUCAAACACAGAAUUUACAUUCACGGUAAAUAAUCCACACGUUUAACGGCUUGUUUUGUUGUAGUGUGUGCCACCGGGGCGGAGGAGAGACAUCUCUGCCCCACACGGCGGCGGCAGCGGCGGCUGGUUGCAGUUUCCGGGUUUACCGUCUCUGUGCACACGGCACCGGGCUGGUGCAGAGCGCACAGACCCAACGUGUUACUGUUUACCUCCGGUGUGUGCGAGUGUUUUAGGUCAGAGGCAGACACGCGUGGCUGCUCUUACCGCGGGAGCUGGAGAUUUAUAGUUUUCCAUGACUUGAUAUCGCCGCCAAAACCAGGCCGAGUCUCGGCGGCAGCAGGAGGCCCGGGCCUGGGCUGGGGCCGCCCGGCAGAUGCCAUCUGCCAGCAUCCUCCGAGACAUUUAAUCAAACAUCCGCGGCUAGCAGGAAGGCUAACUCAGCUAACUUACUGAUACAAACUGAGGGGAGAUGAUGAGGGAGAAGAGUCGAGCCGCCUUGGCCGUGAUGAUUCUCCUCGCCACGAGUUUGUCCGGCGGCGACUUUUCAGUCGGUUCAGACUGCGGCCUGUCGACCACAGAGACAAACAGCCCGGUGCGUUUACUGUCGGCUGUGGUCGACACACAGAGGGCAGAGCAGAGCCGGAGGCAGCACCUGGAGGCUCUGUUCAACAGAUACGGAGAAAACGGCACCAUCUCUCUGGCCGGGUUGAAUCGUCUCUUACAGAGCGUGGGACUGGAUCGCAUCAGGACUGUUACUGUGCAGCAUCACGAGCAAGCAGGCCACCAUGACCACCACCACCACCACCACCAUCACUACCGCCAUGACAACAACAACUCUCAUCACCACAAACACGUCCACCCCGAGCCCUCGCAGCCCAGGAAGUUUCCAAAGACCACAGAAAAUCACGAUGACGUGCUCGGGAAGAAAACGGAGAACCCAGAGAACCAUCACAACCUGUACGACAAGAAGACCACUGUGACGGCAGCUGAGGAGGUCAGCACCACGGCAGUGUACAGCGCUCAGCUGGUGGUGCAACCAGAUGAAAUUCAUAAGAGACAAGACAGCAGCCUGGAACAGUCCGGUCCUGCAGGGGACAAAACCACCAGCGCAGCUGCUGCCAGGCUGGUCACUGAAAGCCAGACACCAGCAGCUGCAGUCAGCCGGGGGGGUGAUCACGACCAUGACCACAACCAUGACCACAACCAUGACCACGACCACGAGCAUGAUCACGAGCAUGAGCAUGACCACGACCACGACCACGACCUUGAUCAUGAUCACAGCCUGGAGAGUGCAGAGUGUCUGAACGCCUCCACCAUCCUCGCCUCACACGGGAUGUCUCAGGAGGUGGGCGUGACCCUCGGAGACUUCAGCUACCUCUGCCCCGCCCUCCUCAACCUGAUUGAUUUUGGAGCAUGCAUCGAGCACGGAGACGCCUCUGAACACGGGGAGAGAGACCAUAAACAUCAUAAACAUGCUCACGGUCACCAUGGUGACCACAACCACUCAGCCCAUGACCACGGCGAGCGCACUGGCGGAGAGAGUGGCAAGAACAUCGCAACAGCGUGGGUCGGUGGGUUCGUCUCCAUCACCAUCAUCAGCCUGCUCUCACUCCUUGGCGUCAUCCUCAUCCCGCUCAUGAACCGAGUUUUCUUCAAGUUCCUCCUCAGCUUCCUGGUGGCGCUGGCCGUCGGCACGCUGAGCGGCGACGCCUUCCUUCACCUCAUCCCCCACUCUCAGGGAGGCCACCAUCACCACCAUGAGGAUUCUGGGAUGAACGUGGAGGGACAUCACCUCCAUGACGAGCAUGAUGAGAACCUGGACGCUGUGUGGAAGGGCCUGACGGCGCUGGGUGGAGUCUACUUCAUGUUUCUCAUUGAACACUUCCUGACGCUGGGGAAAAUGUACAAGGACAAGAAGCAGAAGAUCCAGAAGAAAUGGGAUCAGAACGACAAAGCAGAUCCAGAGAAGCAGCCCGCUCUGGAAGAGACCGACCUGAAGCCGCCUGAAGACGUGGAGACUAAUGGUGCCGGUGCGUUUGGCGACCACUCGAGCAGCCUGCACGGAGGAAGCGUGGCGGAAGAGGAACAGGUGAUGUUGGCGCCGCAGGUGUCCGUCGUCUCGCCGCAGGGUUACAGCCGAGGGUCGGGCGCUGCCUCCUACACCGCAGAGGACUGCGAGAACAAAUGCCACUCCCACUUUCACGACACAGUGGGCCAGGCCGACAGCAUGCACCACCACCACCACGACUACCACCACAUCCUGCACCACCACCACUCCCAGAACCACCACCCACACAGCCACUCCCACUCCUACUCAGAGCAGCACUUUCAGAAAGCCGGCGUGGCCACGCUCGCCUGGAUGGUCAUCAUGGGAGAUGGACUGCACAACUUCAGCGACGGCCUGGCUAUCGGAGCUGCUUUCACCGAGGGUCUGUCCAGUGGCCUCAGUACAUCUGUGGCUGUUUUCUGUCACGAGCUGCCUCACGAGUUAGGUGACUUUGCGGUGCUCCUGAAGGCCGGCAUGACGGUGCGUCAGGCCAUUCUUUAUAACGUGCUGUCGGCCAUGAUGGCGUACUUGGGCAUGGUGACCGGCAUCUUGAUCGGACACUACGCAGAGAACAUCUCCAUGUGGAUAUUCGCGCUCACGGCCGGACUCUUCAUGUACGUGGCCCUUGUGGACAUGGUGCCCGAGAUGUUGCAUAAUGAUGCCGGGGACCACGGCUUCAGCCACUGGGGCUUCUUCCUGCUGCAGAACGCCGGCAUCCUGCUGGGCUUCGGCAUCAUGCUGCUAAUCGCCAUCUUUGAGCACAAAAUCCAGCUGGACCUGGGAUACUGAAGGAGAGGUGUUAGCCCUGAGCUCUGUGUGCAUUCCAGCGUCUCCAUCGUAGGUGUAGUGUACUUUUUAUUUGUUGUCCUAGAUAGACCGAGCACAGUCGGCUUGAUUUAGUUCAGUUAGUUUUCACAUCACGUCAGAAGUGGAACGUAAUCUGAGGAGCUUCUGAGGAACGUCUGCUGCCUGAGCGGAGAGUUAGUGUGAAAUAUGAGUGAGAUAGUUGUUUCAUUUUGUUGGACUGCAGUUUAAAAACAGGCAGCAGGUCCUUCACUAGUUAGCGAUUCAUUUUUACAACUCAACGUGGAAACAGCUCGAGCAAGCGGCCGUACCCAUCCCAUUUCAUUCAGCUGUUACAGUUCAUCAAAGUGCCAUAACUGAGCUGCUGUUAGUGCAGCACCGUGCUGGGUAACAGCUCACGUCUUAAAGCUCCUCCUGUAGACACUCAGACUAAACUAAGACUUAUACCUUUUCUCUGCCGGAGCUCAAACCGACCUGUUUGAUCCAAAAUCCACAGAAAUCAGAAAGAAAAACCGAAAAUAUUCAGAUGUUCGAAACUAAAACCAGGAAACAGAACAACUCGUUUACUGUCACUGUGUUUAUUAUACUACAGGAGGGACUCGAACAAAAACUGGUACCCAGCACUGGUCAGUGGGCCAUAAAGGACGACACUCACCAACCUCAUCGUGUCAUGUAACGCCUGAGACACGCAGAGCAGAUCCUACUGCCACGUCAGGAAGCUGACAUGUUAGUGACAUGUUAGUGACAUGUUAGUGACAGUCAGAGGCAUUUUGGUUUAACAGAGAGCAAAAGGCGGGAAAAGUCUGACGUAGGUUGUGCGACGCUGCUUCUGUAUGCUGCCUUUAACUGAUGAAAACAAACUGUUAUUGGUGCCAUGCAGACCUGCUGGAAGUCGCCUACUGAUCUCAGCAGAGUGAACACCUGGUGAAGCAGAGCGAGAACACGGAGCUGCUUUACAAGAAAAGACAUGACAGUGUUGUUUUUUUGUUUGUUUUGUUUUUGUUUUUUCUGUAAGUCAUCGGACAGUCUGAGCGAAACACACCAGGAGCAUCAGACCGAGGUGUGUCCGAGGCCUCAGGCACUUCUCCGAUAUAUAACGUUACAUGUUCUUAAACUUGGAAAGUUCAUUUUGUAUGUUCAGUGAAAUCAGCAGGAAAUCCAUCUGAUAAAUGAAGAGUUCAACCAGAUGAAGGAAGAAGUUUCAUAAACUUUAUUAGUUGAUAAUUAACUCACACUGUUUGUUUGCUGGUGAAGAGGAUGACUGUAAUCGUUUCUUUUGAUGGACACUUCAAAAUGCUCUAAUGAAAUUGUGAAUGAUGGUGAUGAAGGACAGAAAGACACAGCUGUCCAGUCGUCCAGACUGUGACGAGGCUUUAGACCUGAGACAGAUGUUAAUGGUGAUGAGGGAACGUGUCAGAUUCACCUCCAUCUGCUGGGAAUGAAACAGAACCUGGGACCAGAGGCCUCGCAGCCCGAUUUACCGGAGGCAACGUGUCAAAACCGUGUUUGUUAAACAUUUUGUGUCAGGAGGCAAAUGAAACAGCUUCUGGUGUCCAGUUAUUUUGCUUUGACAAUUUAAAGACACUGCAAAUGGUCCAAAUGUUCCACAUGAUGAAGGGUGACUGAAGCUCACCAGAGUGUUCGCUUUCUUUUCCUGUUAAGGCUGCCAUGUUUUUAACUGCCUUACUUACAUUCAUUCACCAGAACAUUCUGCAGACUGUGAGAUCCACGAUGGGCCUCAGUCAGACCGUUGUUGGGCCACUGUUUUAUUGUUACAGCUGAAGAGUUAAUGUGGCAGCUCAACACUGAUUCAGAGGAAACUCACCCUUUAAAAAAGCCGGUCGAUCUUUGUCGUGAUUCUCUGUCGCCAUGUUUGUCUUUUUUUAAAGAGGCUGCUCGUAUGUUUAGGUCAAAGAACCAGAUUCUCUCACAGGGGUUUUUAAAAGUGUUUAACUGUUAACUCAUAAAGUUCAGACACGAAACUUUCUGUGUAUAUUACAUGUACAUGUUAUACUGUUUGUGUAUAUUUAUGUAGAAUACUGUACAAGUAUGUGUUUGAUUUCAGUCGCUGACUCUGUAGUUACUCUCAUUGUGCUGUUUGUUGUGAAGAAUGUAAAGAGUCUGAGCAACAUCAUCAUGUUCACCCCAAACAAAAAGCUUCUCAUUCAGAGGAGGAGGAAGUUCUUCUCUCUCGUUUCUGUCUGAAACUAAAUGUACAGUGUGAAUGAAGGGAUUCACAGCAGGUGGAUAAAAGCAUGGACACAGCACAGUCACACAGCUCUGUAGUAAAGAUUGUGGCUGUGGAAUCAUUGGAGAACGCACACAGAGAACCAUGAGAACCAGAGUUUCACUACAAGCUGCUCAAACUGAACAGGCUGCAAACUCUGCCCGGAUACAGCGUCCUUUACCCCCCGAGCAUUUUUUUCUUUUCUUCUUUUAAAAGUUCUCAUAAAAUGUAAUUGGGUUUUUUGUUCUUUAAUUAUUAUUUUUAUUUAUUUAGUAUUUAUUUUUAACUCGAUUAAAAACAGUUUACAGUAAAAAGAUAAAUCCAAGAAACCACAGAACCUCUGGAGUGAAACAUGGUAUAAGGACUGUUUGAAAGAUUUUCACCAUGAGACCAUCUGAACAACAUCGAGGAGGAAGAUGUAAAAAUGCAGGACGUUGGUCCCGUUCUGUCGUCUACUCUUUUGUUCCCAAACUUGUUAAAAUGCAGGAAAACAUUCUGUCUGUGAAGUGAGCAGAGCGACGUCUUCUGUUGUUGUUGCAGCCUCACAGUGAAGUUGCCGCAGUCAGUGGACGCAGCCGUGUGUUCGAGUUUGUACGUUUCUGAACGUCGACCAGAGAAAUAGAGCAAGCUUUUUUACUGCAGAGCUGUUCAGGCUGUGUUUCUGUUAUUUUGUCCACCUCUGUGUCCAGGCAGCUUUGAUGUAGACUCACUGUGCUCGCUGACAUUCCUGAGUUAAAAUAAAGGUGGUCGCCAUCCCAGAAUGCUCUGCCUGAAAGUCUGUUUGUUUGCCUGGACAGUGGAAGGUG